UGUAAAUUGUGACUUUUGAACAGGAAGCUUCUUCCUGAAAUGCUGUCAGUCCUCUCAGUUACAGAACUGUUUACAGGGGCCGUUUAAAGUUUGUGCUGUGUUUGUGUGGUCCUGGUGAAAAUGUCCGCGGUGAUUCCUCGUAUCGAGCAGCUGUCGUCGAGAGUGGUGCGUAUUUUGGGCUGUAACCCGGGGCCCAUGACAUUGCAGGGCACCAACACAUACCUGGUCGGGACAGGCAGAAGGCGAGUGUUAAUUGACGCAGGCGAGCGCGCGGUCCCGGAGUAUAUUGUCAGUCUGCGUGAGGCUCUGAAGCAGCACGACACGUCCAUACAGCACAUUAUAGUAACACACUGGCACCACGACCAUACUGGAGGAGUGCAGGAUAUACUCACAAACUUUCACACAGAUUCAGAGCUGAGGGUCAGUAAACUCCCUCGGUGUCCUCCACAGGAAGAAGUGAUUGGAGACCAGAAGAAGAAAUAUUUGUAUCUCAGUGAUGGUGAGGUGAUAAAGACUGAAGGGGCAACAUUACGGGUGCUGUUUACCCCCGGACACACAGAUGAUCACAUGGCAUUAUUGCUUGAGGAGGAGCAAGCGGUGUUUUCCGGUGACUGCAUUCUGGGAGAGGGAACAGCCGUGUUUGAGGACCUCCAUGAUUACAUAAAGUCAUUGCAGAAGCUUCUCACCGUGAAGGCUGACAUCAUAUAUCCAGGUCAUGGUCCAGUAGUCCAAGAUGCAUGUUCUAAGAUCAUUGAGUAUAUAAAUCAUCGCAACGCCAGAGAACAGCAGAUCCUAAACGUUCUGCAGGAGAACAGCGGAACUGCAUUCACCUCUGGUGAACUGGUUAAAGUGGUGUACAAGGAGACCCCUGAACACCUGCACAGAGCAGCAGAGUUUAACUUGCUGCACCAUUUAAAGAAACUCCACAAGGAGGGAAAGGUCUUCCUGGCUGAAGGCUCAAUUGAAAAGAAGUGGAAGAGCAAUUUGUGACAACCUUUUACCCAGCACCCACAGUGACUAAUAAGUUACUGGGACUUCUGUGAAAACCUGCUCUGAUAGGAGACUAUUUACAGUUACAUUUGUUGCCUUACAAAUAAAUCAUGCAACACAAAACAACUCAUAAAAUGGAAAACUUGUAAAAGGUAACAACCCUUGUAAUCAGGCGAUAUUUUAUUGUUCAAUUGUGUGUGCUUCAGUCAACAAAAAAUAAUUUAUUCCAUGAGAAACUGUGUACAAAUACAUGGAAAUGUAAAAUAAAGCAGCUUUUAUGAGGCUAAUGACAUAACUGUGUAUAUAUAUAACAUUAGCAUAAAUGAUUCUAAACACAUUUCAAAGGUAAAUACCAGCUUUUUCUUUAACACAGAAGUAACCCUAUGGGUGAGACUUCCGGUUCAUUAGCCACUAUAGGGAAAUAACGAAAAGAAUAACAUGCAGUAAACUGUAAAAGUGUUUGCACUGCAAACCAGUGUGCUUAUAAUUAAGAUAAUACAUUAAAAUAAUAUGGUAAGACACAGCAAUUUGCAAUAUCAAGCAGCAAAACGAGCUGUUUUGUACAGCUAAAAAUAGCUGGAUGCAGAUGAGACCAGAAGCCAGACCCAUAAAAUGUACAAAUUAACAAACCCAUCGUUUUGCCAAGUCUGCACUUGGAAUUGGGCAACUGUACUGUGAUUUGUACUGGGGACCCCCAAAACGCAAUUGGGCUAGUUCAGACUAAUUGAGAGAAGCAAUUGGGCGGGUUUUGUUGUGGAAACCUGGCAACCCUUCGCCCACUGUUACGGGAAGAAAAAGAUGGACGGCUGAGAGAAAAUAUCAAGUGCACCUUUAAUGUGUGACAUUUAAUUAUUUUAAAUGUUGUACACCCGUGUAAAUUUAGUUUGAGAUGUUUAAUGGCCGAAGCAUUUGAUUAAUGUUGUUCUACUAAACCACUAUCACAAAUGUGAAAAUAUCUUUUUAAAAAUGUAUUUAAAUAAAUAAUCAUAGUUUGACGGCU
Messenger RNA from Labeo rohita (rohu), 1990 nucleotides. RefSeq names its product lactamase, beta 2 (gene lactb2). Gene Ontology annotation, cellular component: mitochondrial matrix. NCBI's taxonomy places the organism in Eukaryota, Metazoa, Chordata, Actinopteri, Cypriniformes, Cyprinidae. Bases 121 to 990 code for a protein of 289 amino acids. The transcript is spliced from 7 exons. The record is from RefSeq and is a predicted model, not a curated record. Gene Ontology annotation, molecular function: single-stranded RNA binding; RNA endonuclease activity.